UCAGUGCCUCUUGAUCCUGCUUUGAAAGGGACACCUCUUUCUCAUUAUGACUGAUAACAGUGUCAACCUGACAGAGCCUCUCUAAGUGGUCGAGGAGCUCAUCUAUCUGUGGAGCCAUUGAAGUGAGUAGAGUUUAAGAUUUCAGCUUUUAUUUCCUGGAAUUUACAUCUAGAUAUGUUAAACAACAUAAAACAUAGAACCUUUUGUAUCGGGACCACCCAAUUUUUAGGUGAGCGAAAGUAUAGGGACAGAGAAGUCUUGACGUAAAUUAAAGUGAAUAACGCUUAAUAUUUGGUUGCAUAUUUCUGCUUGCAAUAACUGCAUCAAGUGCGACUCAUUGACAUCACCAAAUUGUUGGUUUCUUUUUCUUUUUGUGAUGCCUUUCCAGGUUUUUACCACAGCCUCUUUCAAUUGUUGUUUGUUUGGGGGUGGGAUACUCCUUAGUUGGGUUAAGGUCUGGUGAUUGACUUGGCCAGUCUAAAACCAUACACUUUCCCCCCUGAUAAAAUCCUGUUUGAGUUGGCAGUGUGUUUUGGAUCAUUGUCUUGCUGCAUGAGUUCUGAAUUCAUUCUGCUGCUGCCAUCAUGACUUACAUCAUCAUGUGCAUGGUGCCUUGUGAUGGGCUGGCAUCCCAUUUAUGGUUUAUAAUACAGGGCAGAAUCUCCAAGCAUAUCAGGUUUACUAGUUAAAGUCGCUUUCUGGAACACCCCCUGUUGUAGUGGAGAAUGCGCGUUUUCUGCCCAGCGGUAGGAAUGUUUUGCGUUUGAGUUGUCACUAUGCAAUACACGCUUUUGACCAAUAGAGGUCGCCCGCGUGUGAUCUGACGAGCAAUGGGACUUUGGAGUUCCCAGGAAGUGCGAUUGAAACAAAGCCCUUCAAGUCAGCUGACAGUAGCAGCACAUGACACACAAAACCGUCCACAUGACUCUUCUCUCACAACUGCUUUUAGAGCAACAAUAUCUGCUACAAACCUGCUUCAUUUAGAGAGCAAGGCAAACAAGAAGUUGCUGCAUUGCCAGACUUAUAACCUUGGCUGUUAAUCUGUCCAGGCUGCAGAAACCUCGCUUCCGGAAAAGGGGAUUUUCGUGAAAUUCUACGUCGGUAUCGGCAUGCAACAAACAGUGGUUAUUUUUUUGCUGGCAUUCUCCUCGGCCACCCAGGCUCUGGACAAUGGUCUGAUGAGGACCCCACCCAUGGGCUGGCUGGCAUGGGAGCGAUUCCGCUGUGACAUUGAUUGUGAAAAUGAUACUCAGAACUGCAUUAGUGAGGUGCUGUUCAGGGACAUGGCAGACCGACUGGCUGAGGAUGGCUGGAGGGAGCUCGGUUAUGUCUAUGUUAACAUUGAUGACUGCUGGGCAUCAAAGAGCAGAGAUGCACAAGGACGACUGCAGGCAGAUCCAAAGAGGUUCCCAGGUGGCAUUGCUAAACUGGCACGCUAUGUUCAUGACCGUGGGCUGAAGCUGGGAAUUUAUGGUGAUUUGGGAACUUACACCUGUGGAGGAUACCCCGGUACAACCCUGGAUAAAAUUGAGACUGAUGCUCAGACCUUUGCUGAAUGGGAAGUUGACAUGCUUAAAUUUGAUGGCUGCUACUCCAACGCCACUGACCAGGAGCAGGGCUACCCACGUAUGUCAAAAGCCCUUAAUGCCACCGGCCGUCCAAUUGGCUAUUCCUGCAGUUGGCCUGCCUACCAGGGUGGACUUCCUCCUAAAAUAAAUUACACUCUGCUUGGCGAGAUCUGUAACCUGUGGCGUAAUUAUGGUGAUAUUGAGGACUCAUGGGACAGCAUCCUGAACAUUGUGGACUGGUUUGCAAAAAACCAGGAUAUCCUGCAGCCUGCUGCUGGACCAGGACGCUGGAAUGACCCUGACAUGCUGGUCAUAGGAAAUUUUGGCCUCAGCAUGGACCAGUCUCGUUCUCAGAUGGCACUGUGGGCAAUAAUGGCAGCUCCUCUUUUCAUGUCUAAUGACCUGAGGACCUUAAACAGCGGGGCACGUGCUAUACUGCAGAACAAAGCUGCCAUCGCCAUCAACCAGGACCCCUUGGGCAUCCAAGGAAGACGCCUGAUAAAGGAGAGCAAUGGCAUAGAGGUGUUCUGGCGUCCUCUGUCUAAUAAAGCAAGUGCUUUGGUGUUCUUCAGCAGAAGAACAGAUAUGCCGUACCGCUAUCAGACAUCUCUGAAGGUGCUCGACUACACACCUGGCAGCUAUAAGGUGUAUGAUGUGUUCAUGGAGAAGACCAUGCCUACACUGAAGGACACCACAGAGUUUGUUGUCUCAAUCAAUCCCUCAGGAGUGGUGAUGUGGUAUGUUGUUCCAUCAGCUGAGUGGCAGGAACAGCCCAAAUUCCACCAAGCAAUUGUCAAAGCUGAUUCUUUUAUUGUGUAAAUAGUCUUUUUUACUAUCCAAACAUGAUAACACCGGCAGGAACAGUGUAGGCUAAAAGACCGAAUGAUUAUUUGAAUAUAACAGAAUGGCUCUUUUUUAAUUGUCUCUAUUUCUAUAAUAAAUUAAGGGGAAUCAUUGGAAAAACACCAGACCUGUGUAACAGUCAUUGACAGGGCUGCGCUGUGUGACACAAAGAAUAGAGUAAACAGAAACCUGCCUUUAUUCAGCAGUCCUUGAUGACCAGGAUAAAGAAACUAGACAAACUAACUUCUAAAUCCUGGUCAGGGUCUCAGCAGAUCUCGGGAACCCUACACAAGGCAAGGCUACACGCUAGAUACCCAUCCUAGUCAGUCCGUCCCAGUUAGUUUAUUAUGCCUGUUGAUUUUUUUUUCCAUAUAUAAAUCAGCUUAGAUGGAUGAUACAAAAUUAUUUCUGUUUCAUAAUCAAGAACCAUUUUUAUUUAAGUACACAUUUUUAUUAAACUCUCAAGAGCAUUUCAUUCUGUUUGCUAAAGUUAUAGUGUUUUGUAAGUGCAACUUUUGUCAAUAUGCUGAAUAGAGUUUUAAGCGACAACACCACUACUGCUCCCUUGGCUGACUGUGCCUUUAAUGAUCUUUCACCUAAUGCUCAGGGAUACUGGGAAUAGUUUACAAUCAACUCUUCUGAAAUGAUCAUCUAUACUGAGGUGGACUUGAAUAUUGUGAUUUUACUUGUUUUAUUUUUGGAAUUACAUUUUUAAAACUAUGCUUAUAUGGACAUGUGGUGCAGUACAUUAUUGAAUAGUCACCGGUGUAUAUUGAUUAACUGAUCUAAUAUCUCAGCACUCAUUAUGCAAAUCAGUUUAUUUAGAAAUGGUCAUUUUAUGUUUUCAAUUAAAAUUCUGAUCUCCUCACA
This is a messenger RNA of Ictalurus furcatus (blue catfish), 3281 nucleotides long. It is a transcript of the gene naga, whose product is annotated as N-acetylgalactosaminidase, alpha. The coding region runs from base 1110 to 2387 and encodes 425 amino acids. The record is from RefSeq and is a predicted model, not a curated record. Gene Ontology annotation, biological process: oligosaccharide metabolic process; glycosylceramide catabolic process; glycoside catabolic process. Lineage: Eukaryota; Metazoa; Chordata; Actinopteri; Siluriformes; Ictaluridae. Gene Ontology annotation, cellular component: cytoplasm. Gene Ontology annotation, molecular function: alpha-galactosidase activity. The transcript is spliced from 9 exons.